CACAGUCGCUUCUUUGUAAUAUCGGCUCCGGUCAGUGCAUGAGUCCAUUUAUCAGCUCUCGGGACUGUGUGAAGUCUCCACCGAACGACUGUUAGUAUAUGAGGACAAUUUACACGGCUUUACAACUUCCAACAAACGGGGGAAACAUUUGCGUAAACUUUUGGGGUGUUGCGACCUACUCUAGCGAACAACAACAUCCUCGACAACAAACAAGAAUGAUGACCCAAGAAGACGGGGACUAUGUAAACGACACUUAUGAAUACAUGGAUUAUGAAUAUGUAGAGGAGACCAAGGCUGGAGGCUACACUCAGAGAGAAGCUCUUCACAUCAUAUCAGUGAUUAUCUACAGCCUGGCGUUUACUCUGGGUGUAAUUGGGAAUGGCAUGGUCAUCUGGGUGACCGCCUUCAAAAGCAAACGGACUGUGAACAGCAUUUGGCUGCAGAAUCUGGCCAUCGCCGACUUUGUGUUUGUGCUUUUCCUGCCAUUCUCCAUUGACUACGUGCUGCGAGACUUUCACUGGCUCUUCGGGAAGACCAUGUGCAAGCUGAACUCAUUCGUGUGCACCAUGAACAUGUAUGCCAGCGUGCUGUUUCUGACCGUCCUGAGUUUGGAUCGCUACAUCUCACUGGUCCACCUGAACUGGUCGGAAAGGUACCGAAACAUCCGGAGGGCCUGGUGGGUGUGUGCGCUGAUUUGGAUCACGUCCUGCUGUCUAAGCUGUCCGGCCUUGAUAUUCCGUGACGUAAUCCAGCAUAACGGGAAGGUUGUGUGUUUUAAUAACUUUCACGAUGAGAGCAAGCACAUGGUAGCGGUGAGGCACAUUGCGAUGGUGUCGCUGCGCACCGUCGUGGGCUUUCUGCUUCCGUUUGCAACCAUCACCAUCAGCGGCGUGCUGCUGGCUAUUAAGAUGCGCCAGUCCAACUUGGUACGUUUGACCAGCUUUUCCAGAACCGUCUCUGCUGUGAUUCUUGCUUUCUUCCUAUGUUGGGUGCCGUUUCACACGUUCAGCCUAAUGGAGCUGAGCAUGCAUCACACCACCUACCUGCACUCUGUGCUCAUCGUGGGCUUCCCACUCGCCACCAGCCUGGCCUUCUUCAACAGCUGCGUCAACCCGAUUCUGUACGUACUGCUAACCAAGAAGGUGCGUAAACUGGUGAGGAGGUCAUGUUUGAACUUCACCAAGAGCUCGCUGAGGGAGCUGAGUCAGUCUGUGUCUGCGACGGAGUUAGACUCAGCACUGCCCAGCAGCUCUCCUGAAGAAACCACGGCCAACUCCUCCGUCUGAUGAGCUCAGCGAUCACCUCAAACGCACCUGAACUCAACAAACUUUGAGCUUUUUUUUUUUUUUUUAAUAAAACUGCUAGAGCUCCAACUGGAUUAAAAAUAUAUUUUCACAAACUGGUUGGGAAAAUACUGGCUUUCAUCCCUUAUA
This is a messenger RNA of Sinocyclocheilus rhinocerous, 1433 nucleotides long. It is a transcript of the gene cmklr2, whose product is annotated as chemerin chemokine-like receptor 2. Gene Ontology annotation, cellular component: plasma membrane. The transcript has 2 exons. Bases 99 to 1286 code for a protein of 395 amino acids. The record is from RefSeq and is a predicted model, not a curated record. Gene Ontology annotation, molecular function: complement receptor activity; G protein-coupled receptor activity. Lineage: Eukaryota; Metazoa; Chordata; Actinopteri; Cypriniformes; Cyprinidae. Gene Ontology annotation, biological process: inflammatory response; complement receptor mediated signaling pathway; positive regulation of cytosolic calcium ion concentration.